GAAUUGAGAGCACUCACCAUCACCCCGGUAUGUAUGUUAUAUUUACUUGCGAUAAGCUACUAUUACAAAAGAAAAUCGCUAAUAAACCUGUAAGAUACAGUUUUCCCUAUCAUAGAAAAAUGGGCGGUAACAAGCCAGAGGAAGCUGCUCGCGAAGGAGAGGAUGCCUCAAAGAAGGCUCUCAAAAAGCAGCAAAAAGAUGCAAAAAAGGCAGCUGCUAAGGCUGAGCGGCAAGCACAGCUACAAUCAGUGCAGCAAGAUGCUGGAAAUGAGGAGGAUAUCUCUGUCGGAAAAUAUGGGCAGCCAGCUAUGAUUCAGAGUGUAGAUAAACACGGGGACAGAAAGUUUACUCAUGUCCAAGAUCUGAAUCCCAGUGUCGCUGGUCAGAUUGUCUGGCUCAGAGGUCGAUUGCACACAAGCAGAGCUAAGGGAAAACAGUGUUUUUUAAUACUCAGAGAGCAGUCCUACACCGUUCAAGGACUCAUCGCAGUGAAUGACGAAAUCAGUAAGCAAAUGGUCAAGUUUGCAUCAAACAUUACCAAGGAGUCCAUAAUCGAUGUCGAAGCGACGGUGAAGACUGUAGCUAAAAUUGAGUCCUGCACUCAGAAAGAUGUAGAACUCCACAUCAAGCAGAUAUUCACCGUCAGUGCCGCUAAGGCUCAGCUGCCUCUCCUGAUUGAAGACGCCUCCAGGCCUGUCAAGGCGGAAGAAUCUGAAGGACUAAACAUAAAGGUGAAUCAAGACACUCGUCUGGACAACCGAAUUUUGGAUCUGCGUACCCCAGCCAAUCAGGCUAUCUUCAGAGUCGAAGCUGGGGUCUGCAAGCUGUUCAGAGAUGUAUUAACUAAAAAGGGGUUUGUUGAAAUUCAUACGCCAAAGAUCAUAUCAGCUGCCAGCGAAGGUGGAGCCAAUGUUUUCACUGUCUCGUACUUCAAAGGAUCUGCAUAUUUGGCUCAGUCACCUCAGCUCUACAAGCAGAUGGCCAUUGCCGCUGAUUUUGACAAGGUGUUCACCGUCGGAGCUGUUUUCCGAGCAGAGGAUUCGAACACCCAUAGACAUUUGACCGAGUUUGUGGGACUAGAUUUAGAAAUGGCAUUCAAAUAUCAUUAUCACGAGGUGGUCGAAACUAUCGGCCAAAUGUUCACCGAGAUAUUCAAAGGACUUCGUGACCAAUACGCCGCCGAAAUUAAAGCCGUCAGCGAACAAUUCCCUGUGGAGCCGUUCACUUUUCUAGAUCCUCCACUCAGAUUGGAAUUUCAUCAGGCAAUAAGUUUGCUAGCAGAGGCCGGUGUCACAAUCGGUCCAGAGGACGAUUUGUCAACUCCGGAUGAAAAAUUACUGGGAAAACUCGUCAAGGCGAAAUACGACACGGACUUUUACAUACUCGAUAAAUAUCCGCUCGCUGUCAGGCCAUUCUACACCAUGCCAGACCCGAGAAAUAACGGGGCCUCGAAUUCUUACGACAUGUUCAUGCGCGGUGAGGAAAUUCUUUCGGGUGCUCAACGUAUUCAUGAUCCCGAUUUUCUCAUUGAAAGAGCGAAAGUCCAUAACAUAGAUAUCGAGAAGAUAAAGGCCUACAUAGAUGCGUUCAGAUUCGGCUGCCCGCCUCACGCUGGCGGCGGUAUAGGAAUGGAACGCGUUGUGAUGCUUUACCUCGGCUUGGACAAUAUUCGAAAAACGUCGAUGUUCCCACGCGACCCCAAGCGCAUAACGCCCUAGGCGGUAUGAAGAAUCAUAUUUCAUGCAACACCGAACCUUCGCCAUACCUGUGCGAAUCAUGGAUUAAUUAUAAAUGUAAAGCAAGACCGAUUGAUUUUAGUAAAAAUAGUAUUGUUGACUA
Messenger RNA from Diprion similis, 1839 nucleotides. It is a transcript of the gene AspRS, whose product is annotated as aspartate--tRNA ligase, cytoplasmic. Gene Ontology annotation, biological process: aspartyl-tRNA aminoacylation. The transcript is spliced from 12 exons. Gene Ontology annotation, molecular function: aspartate-tRNA ligase activity; ATP binding; RNA binding. Lineage: Eukaryota; Metazoa; Arthropoda; Insecta; Hymenoptera; Diprionidae. Gene Ontology annotation, cellular component: aminoacyl-tRNA synthetase multienzyme complex; cytosol; cytoplasm. Bases 30 to 1718 code for a protein of 562 amino acids. The record is from RefSeq and is a predicted model, not a curated record.